Messenger RNA from Grosmannia clavigera kw1407, 2058 nucleotides. RefSeq lists its product as uncharacterized. Bases 1 to 2058 code for a protein of 685 amino acids. The record is from RefSeq and is a predicted model, not a curated record. Lineage: Eukaryota; Fungi; Ascomycota; Sordariomycetes; Ophiostomatales; Ophiostomataceae. The transcript is spliced from 3 exons.
AUGCUCUGGUUGUACCGUCUGAACCACUCCGAGCUCGCCCAACGACACCGUCCCGACACCGACACCGACACCACAGAACAGCACGGCCGACCGGCUGCAGACAUGCCUUCUCAGACCGCUUUGGCAACGCCUGGCGACGACAGCGGCAUGGACAGCAUGACAGUCGCCGCCGCAUCGGCCAACGGCGCGUUCUACCACCACAACAUUGCAGCGCAACAGCACGCCAACGCAAUCCUCGGCACGGGCUUGUGGCGGCCAGAAUCCGCCCCUUCGACCGGACGGAACAUCUCGCCCAGCCCGCUGCUCAGACGGCUGGCACGAGGUGCAGGACGGCGGCACCAGAGCGAGAGUCCAUCGGGCAGACCAGCGAGAAUAUCGGAUCGUCGUGCUGGCUCGUCCAGCAGCAGCGGCUACCGCAGCUACAGCGCUAACACCCACGACACGCGCUAUGGCAGCGCCAGAAGCGCAUCGAUUUCGUCGGGCGUGCCGCCACCGUUGUCCCGGGACGAGUUCGAGGCACUUCCCGUUGCUAUACAGAGAAAGUACUUCUCUACGCUCGAACGACUUCGCUUCGCUCAGGACUCCGGUGUCGACGGGAUCUGCCAGCACUACGACGACAUCUCUGCACAGAAUCUGAAGCGCCGGAAGUCGCGCCAGUAUCCCAGCGGCUCAGGGAAUAUCUCUGGCCGUCUCAGGCGACAAUCGCUGCGGGAAUCGCCUGUGACCGACUCGUUCAUUUAUGCCGCCCUGCCCGACAAGCUCAGAAAGCGCGAGUUCAGCCGCGAGGAGCAGGUCAUAUUAGCAGGACAGCUCCGUGCCAGUGUCAUCCUCGACGCCGCCGACGAGGCCGUGUACAGGAUAGGACGGCGUGCCAGCACCCGGCAGCUCAUUCCGGACAUCCAGAUUGACAGUCCUUCACUGUCGACUCGGCGCAGCAUGGAGUCUGUAGGCAACGGCAGCAUUGGGCCGCUCGACCUGGCCGGCAACCGGGCCAGUGCCGUGCCCGAUUCAUUUUACAACUCUUUCCGGUGGGUAGACGAGGACGAGGACCUGGAUCUGCGUCUCUUCCUCGACGACUACCACGCCAAUCUCCGCGAAGCACUGCCCCAGCAUAACAAGGAGAGACAUCCGUCGUUCCGGCGCCGCAUGUCUGUGUCCAAGAUCCCCUUCAGCCUGCCGCUGGCCGAGCCAAGUCAGCCACCGGUGAAGGACACCCGGUCCACUGCGUCGGUGUCGCCGAGCCCGAGUCAGAGCUCAUCACCGUUUCCCACAGUGCCAUCCACGGUGCCAUCUACGGUGCCGCCGCAGUCACCAGUGGCCUCGCAGCACCCACGACGCAAGUCCCGGGCACUCUCGCUGAUCGGCCCCAAGCACACAGCACACACGGCACAUACAUCCCACAUAUCGCUCUCCUCGAUCGACCCGGGUGCAGCUCACUACCAAAAUCCCGAGGCGCGCCUGAAGCUGCGGGUGUACCUGGCCUCGCCGCAAAAGUUCGACGAGGCUAUCGAGUUUGGCUUUCCGUCGACGGAGGGGGUCUCGGAUGCGGCCACUGGAGCGCUGGAUGCCAAUUCUCCGAGACGGAGCCGGAGCCGAAUGCAUUCGCGCCGCACUCUCUCGGACAACUCCAACACGAUGCAGACGUUCCUGGACGACGACGAUGACGACCGGCUAGACACGGACCAGGCUUCGGUGCCCGAUCCCGAAUCGCCACGGACGCCGAACCUGUUCUCGACGGCCGAUACCGUGGUCGCCGGACACCGGCCAUCGGAAAGUUACGCUCAGGCGCCGAUGUCGUCGCGUGAGAUGACGCUGCGCAUGACGCUGACGCGGCCGGAUCUACGCGCCUGUGAGGAGCUCAUGUAUGGCUGGCAGCCGCAGCCGCUGCCGCUGGGCCGCAAGUCGCAGUCGCCGCUGCGCGAGGACCUGGCCAUGGGCAGCAGCUCGCGGCCCAAGGACAGCAUCGACCAGCUGUUUGCGGGCAUCGAUCACUGGGGCCCAGACCCGCCUGAGAAGGGCAUGAUGAAGCGGUUCUGGCACCGGAUGCGGCGAUCCUGA